This is a messenger RNA of Gambusia affinis (western mosquitofish), 2125 nucleotides long. Its product is annotated as cdc42-interacting protein 4 homolog. NCBI's taxonomy places the organism in Eukaryota, Metazoa, Chordata, Actinopteri, Cyprinodontiformes, Poeciliidae. The record is from RefSeq and is a predicted model, not a curated record. Gene Ontology annotation, molecular function: protein binding. Gene Ontology annotation, biological process: signal transduction. The transcript is spliced from 14 exons. Bases 208 to 1719 code for a protein of 503 amino acids.
UCUGCUGGAGGAGUCAGGACAGCCUGGUCGGUGCCAAGGAGGAGUAGGCGUAGACUUCCUUUAAACAUUUUUCUUCGCUUUGAAACAAACCUAGUUUGGCGCAAGCUUUGCUCUUACAUUUUUCGUUGUUUUGUGUUCCUGUUUUUGCCUUCAAUAGCAGAGAAAAGUUUUCCUUUUUUAUUUUGAGACAUCUAAGCUUCUGCUGACAUGGACUGGGGAACAAGUCUGUGGGACCAGAAUGAUGUCAUCGACAAACACACUCAGUCUGGCCUUGACUUGCUGGAGCGUUACAUAAAGUUUGUAAAGGAGCGGACGGAGAUAGAACAGGGCUACGCCAAGCAGCUCAGGAAUUUGACGAAGAAGUACUCCAAACGAGGAGGCAAAGAGGAGCAGGAGUGCAAGUUCAGCAAUCACGCGUCUUUCCAGGAGGUCCUGAAUGAGCUGGGUGACUAUGCAGGCCAACGGGAGCUUGUUGCUGAGAACAUGUCGGCCAACAUCUGCGAUAAGCUUAGCAAAUAUCUCCAGGACCUCAAACAGGAACGCAAAACAUACCUUUCUGACGCCAAGAAGGCCCAGCAGAAUCUCGAGAGCAGCUUCAAACACCUAGAAAUUAUUAAAAAGCGCUUUGCCAAGGAGUGGGCGGAGGCAGACAAAGCCACACAGCAGGCAGAGAAAACAGAGAACGACGCUAAUGCCACCAAAAUUGAAGUUGAUAAAGCCAAGAACCAUGCUCUUGCUCGUACGCGUGCAGCAGAAGAAUUCAGGAACAACUAUGCAGCAGAACUCCAGAAAUACAACAAAGAACAAAAGUCCUUCUACUACACAGAGAUACCACAGAUCUACAACAAACUCCAAGACAUGGACGAGCGGAGGAUCCAGCAGCUGGCAGAAGGUUACUGCCUGUUUUCACACAUUGAAACGGAGGUUCUGCCAAUCAUCUCCAAGUGUCUGGAGGGAAUUGCUGCUGCAGGAACAAAAAUUGAUCACAAAAAGGACUCAAAACUUUUAAUAGAGCUACACAAGUCUGGCUUUGACAGACCCGCCGAUGUGGAGUUUGAGGACUACUCCCAGGGCAUCAAACCAUCAAACUCAGAAUCUACCCUCAACCCUCUGAAAGGACGCAAGCACAAGAUCUUCAAGAAGCAAAAGUCUCCUCCUGCAGAGGAUUUCUCCCACCUUCCUCCAGAACAGAGGAAGAAAAAGCUGCAGGCAAAGAUUGAUGACAUCACCAAAGAACUGACCAAGGAAAAGGACUCAGGCGAGGCUCUGGAGAAGAUGAGGGGUGUGUAUGAGCAGAAUCCACAGAUGGGCGACCCCUCCUGCUUGGAGCCCCAAAUCACACAGACAAGCCAGAACAUCGGCCGCCUGAGAGGGGAACUGGCUAAAUAUGAGAUGUGGUUAUCAGAGGCGGUGGGUGGAGAAGACUCCUCACACAAUAUCACCAACAAUAACAGUCAGUCUGGCAUAACAGCCACACAGAAUUCGUCAUCUAACCUCUACGCAGAGUUUGAUGACGAGUUUGAUGACAUCGAAAGUCCCGUUGGUCAAUGCACUGCUCUCUACACCUUCGCAGCCAACAGCGAGGGCACCAUUUCUAUUACUGAAGGGGAGCUGCUGACUAUCAUGGAGGAGGAUAAAGGAGAUGGAUGGAUGAGAGUCCUCAGAGGCAGUGGAGAGGAGGGCUACAUACCAACAUCAUAUGUCAGACUCACACCUUAGUUUAGUUCCAUCCCAGAGUUUUUUUCUGCAAGGUCAAAGAUCUAGUGGUGAACACAAAGGCAUGGGAGAUGAUUGCAGCUGCCCUCAACCUGUGUUUCAUCGCUUCCAGAGAUGGUUACAGUGAAAUGAAUAUGAGUGGGUAUUAUUCACUUAUAUUGCAGUAUAUUACACUCCAGAUCUCUGCUCUCUGUGACAUGAAAUGCUUCCUCAAUAUGCAGAUUACCAGCCUGGUGUGGUCCUUAUCAGUUUAAGUGCAUUUAAAACUUAGAAAUGACAGAUCUAGUGAAUGUUUACCUUAAUUUUUGUCACACUGAUGAUGUAAGAGCUGUUAUAUAGAACCUUAUUAAUGUAUUCAUUCCAUUUGGAUUUUCUAUUUUUUUGUUUGAUUAAAACCACAAACCUCAAA